CCCAGCCCAGCCCAGGCUAGUCCAGGCCCACCCCCCUCCAGCCUUGCGCCCCAGCCUCAGGGGCGAGACCGACAUCAGGCCAGCCUCAAGACCGGAGCAACAUGAGCCCAGCCUGGCCGAGCCUGGUCCAGGCCAGUUGGUCCGCCCUGCCGCCCUUCAAUCGCUGCCUGCCAACGGCCCUGCAGCAUGCCCUGCUUGCCCAUCUCAUGGUAUCUGGACAAGCGCGCGGACCUCCCCGGCUGCGGCUCACGGCAGAAAGGCAUUUCCGGGAUUUCCGAACCCGGGGGGGAAGGGGAAUGGUCUCGAAUCGGGAAGCCAAGGUGCAAGCAGCCACCACGGGGGAGGGAGGAGAAGCAGGAGAAGGAGGAGGAGAACUCACCAUUGACGACGACAACCACAAUUGAACGCUGGGCCCGUGCGCCGGGCCUUGGCAUCGUGCGAGGAAGAGGGCGGUGUGAAAGAUUAGGUACUUUGUAGAUAGCUUCCCGCUUAGAAUCUACGUAAUACGGCACGCCGCAUGUAAGGCCGGCCAUAACGGACAUGUCCCUCUCCCGCUUCGCAGGGUCUUCCGCCGGGAGGGGCGGGAAUGGAUGGGGACAUGUCCUUUGUGUGAUGCGG
Messenger RNA from Purpureocillium takamizusanense, 618 nucleotides. RefSeq lists its product as uncharacterized. The record is from RefSeq and is a predicted model, not a curated record. The transcript has a single exon. Lineage: Eukaryota; Fungi; Ascomycota; Sordariomycetes; Hypocreales; Ophiocordycipitaceae. The coding region runs from base 102 to 404 and encodes 100 amino acids.